Pipra filicauda (Wire-tailed manakin) is the source of this 11057-nucleotide messenger RNA. RefSeq names its product neurolysin (gene NLN). The record is from RefSeq and is a predicted model, not a curated record. The transcript has 15 exons. Lineage: Eukaryota; Metazoa; Chordata; Aves; Passeriformes; Pipridae. The coding region runs from base 288 to 2375 and encodes 695 amino acids. Gene Ontology annotation, cellular component: mitochondrial intermembrane space. Gene Ontology annotation, biological process: proteolysis; peptide metabolic process. Gene Ontology annotation, molecular function: metalloendopeptidase activity.
CGAAUCCGCCUUCCCCGUGUCCUCCUCCCCCGCCGCCCACCGCGCCGCCCUGCCCAUGCUGUGUCUUUGCGCGGGCGCGGUUCGCAGUCCGCCCUCCCUGGCAUGAGCUCCGUCCUGAAGGGCUUCCAGGUGGGCAGGGCGGGCGAGACGAGGUGUCCGCCUGGUAAUCCUUGCACUGAGUGGCACACGUACUGCAGGAGAAAUGGGCAAGAAGACAAUGGAGUGAAGGAGAAGACUGUAGCAGCGGGACUGCAGCAAGGUCCAUUGGGCCACUGCGUGUGUUGAGGAUGACAUUAGGAACAGAAAUUACUAGCCAGCUUAAGGCUUCUUCAUACAUAGCAUCAGGCCGAAACCUUUUGAGAUGGGACCUGUCACCAGAGGAAAUUAGAACACGAACAGAAGAACUUAUCAGGAAGACAAAGCAUGUCUAUGACAGAGUCGGGAUGCUUGAUAUUGAAGAAGUAACACAUGAAAAUACUGUACGGGCUUUGGCAGACAUAGAAGUGGAAUACGCAGUGGAAAGAAGCAUGUUGGAUUUUCCCCAGCACAUUUCACCUGACAAAGAGGUACGCUUAGCAAGUACAGAAGCUGACAAAAAGCUUUCUAAUUUCGAUGUGGAGAUGAGCAUGAGAGAAGAUGUGUUUCAGAAGAUUGUUUAUUUACAGCAAAACUGCAAUCUUGAAAAUGUAAAGCCUGAAACAAAGCGAUAUCUAGAGAAAUCAGUCCAAGUGGGCAAAAGAAAUGGACUCCAUCUUCCUAAAGAAGUACUGAAUGAAAUAAAGACAAUGAAGAAAAAAUUGAAUGAGCUGUGUAUAGACUUUAACAAAAACCUGAAUGAGGACAACACAUUUCUUGUAUUUCCUAGGGAAGAACUUGAUGGCCUUCCUGAUGACUUUAUUAAUAGUUUAGAGAAGACUGAGGAAGACAAAUAUAAAGUAACCUUGAAAUAUCCCCACUAUUUUCCUGUUAUGAAGAAGUGCUGCAUUUCAGAAACAAGGAGAAAAAUGGAAUUUGCCUUUAACUCGAGAUGCAAAGAGGAGAACACAAAAAUUCUUCAGCAAUUGCUUCCACUACGGGCAAAAGUAGCAGAGCUUCUUGGUUAUAAUACACAUGCCAACUUUGUCCUGGAGGUAAACACUGCAAAGAGCACAGAUAAUGUAACAACCUUCUUAGAUGAUUUGAGUAAGAAGCUAAAGCCACUGGUUGAAGAAGAAAGAGAAUUCAUUCUAGAUUUGAAGAAAAAGGAGUGUCAAGAAAGAAACUUUGAUUAUGAUGGAAGAAUCAAUGCAUGGGAUCUUCAUUAUUAUAUGAACAAAACUGAAGAGCUGAAGUACUCUAUAGAUCAAGAAAAACUGAAGGAAUACUUCCCAAUUGAGGCUGUUACAGAAGGCUUACUGAAUAUUUACCAGGAGCUGCUGGGACUUGUAUUUGAGCAAGUAGAAAGUGCUCAUGUUUGGCAUGACAGUGUUACUCUUUAUGCAGUAAAGGAUAAAUCAACAGGAGAAAUGUUAGGGCAGUUCUAUUUGGAUCUUUACCCCAGAGAGGGAAAGUACGGGCAUGCAGCAUGCUUUGGUCUACAGCCUGGCUGUCUCCUUUCUGAUGGCAGCAGAUUGAUGUCUGUUGCUGCUCUGGUAACCAACUUCACAAAACCAGCAUUGGAUCGUCCAUCAUUACUGCGACAUGAUGAAGUAAAGACUUACUUCCAUGAAUUUGGUCACGUAAUGCAUCAGAUAUGUGCACAGACUGAUUUUGCUAGGUUUAGUGGAACUAACGUGGAAACAGAUUUUGUAGAGGUACCUUCACAAAUGUUUGAAAACUGGGUGUGGCAGAAAGAGCCACUACAGCAAAUGUCAAGACAUUAUAAAGAUGAAACCCAUGUUGGAGACACUCUCCUUGAGAAACUUGCUGCCUCUAGACUGGCUAAUUCAGGCCUUUUAACCCUCCGUCAGAUUGUUUUGAGCAAAGUUGACCAGGCACUGCAUACAAAGCUAUCUGUUGACCCAGCGGAUGAAUAUGCUAAAUACUGUAUGGAGAUUCUAGGAAUUCCUGCCACUCCAGGAACAAACAUGCCAGCUACUUUUGGACAUCUGGCAGGUGGUUAUGAUGGUCAGUACUAUGGAUACCUGUGGAGUGAAGUGUUUUCCAUGGAUAUCUUUUAUAGCUGCUUUAAGCAAGAGGGAAUAAUGAAUCCAAAGGCUGGGAUGAAAUACAGAAACCUUAUUUUGAAACCUGGAGGAUCUUUGGAUGGAAUGGAUAUGCUGCAAAAUUUCUUGGGGCGUAAACCAAGCCAAAGAGCUUUCUUAUUGAAGACAGCCAGAAUAAUUCAGGGAACAUUUUCCUCACUGAAAUCAGCCUGGGGAGCAUAUUCAGCAUGAAGAACUUCAGCUCAAACUGUUACAGUUCAGCAAAUUUAAAAGAAAUUGAAAACAGGUCAUUAUAAUAGGACUUGUUGGGCAGCCUAACUUGCAGUCAGGUCUGCAAGCCCAAACUAUAGUUUACUACAUGUAGAAAGUAACUUCGCAGUUUAGGUGAGAGUUCAUAAAAGUAGGUGAGAAGGAGGUUUUUGGAAUGGUUUAUCAGAGUUGGUACUGGUUGAAAUGUUUUAAUAUUUUUAAUUGGAGCUUUGGAUUUCAGUAUAAUCUUUUUUUCUCAACAUUUAUUUCAUGAGAUUUUCUGUAUAAUUUAGAUUUUGGUCAGUGGUAGAACUUGAAAAAUUCCUGACAUAUUAACUGAGAACUAUUCGCUGAAAUAUUAAUGGAGAAAAUUAUUAAUUUUUUUCAUUGAGAUGCUUACAGACAUAUUGCUUUCCAUAAAAACCAGAUUUUUGUAAUAGAAUGGCCAGGUUUAGAGUUUAACAUGAAUAAGAUGUGUUUUCAGGUAGCUGUUGGAUGGAAAUGAAUCCUCAGCAGGGAUUCUCUGAUACAGGUCUGCUAAAAGCCAGUGGAGCUUUGUUAAGUCAGCUGUCUGCUCAGCAUGAAUUUACAGAAUAAAUGAACUGUGAGGUUCACCAAAUAUUUAAAUGUCUGCUAAGGUAACUUUAAUAAGAGAAAAUAUCUCUGUGUAAGGGAUAGAUUUAUUUCAGCCAUCCUAUUAAUAUUAAUAAUUAAUAUGUGUUGUACUACCUCUGUGUUCUCAUUUAGACCUGAAAUCUCACAGUGUGGGAAGAGCUGUAAAGCUAAAGCCUGAAGGACAGUAUCAAGACAGUUAUUUCAAACAAUAGUAUGUUCAAAAACAGUGGUAUGGCAUCAAAGCCAGAGUUGUGAAUUACUGGUGAGAAGAAUUACUGACAAGGCUGCUGCUGCAAGUGAAAUGGGCUGGAUAUCUAUGUGGCUGCUCCUCUGUGUCUAACACCUGGAGACGUGGAUAAAAGGAUGACACACAAAUGUAGAUGUCACAGACUAAGAAAGGAUCAAAGGGCAGGAAAGCAACUUGCCAAAUGACAACAGUGUGUAUGUGCUGUGUAUGUAUGGAAGAUGUGUUGAAACUAAAAGUGGGACAACACUUGUGUGGGUAGUAAUUGUAGGACCAAACAAGAAGGUGAUUAUAAUCUUCAGCUUCAGAGUUAAUUCUUCCUUGAUAGUCAAAUCUGAUAUGAUACUUUAACUUUUGCAAGUGGGAACAUGAAAAGAUAUAAUUCAUAUCAAGAUUAUGAAUUAGAGUAAAUGAGAUAUUGGUAAGACAACUGUCUGUUUAUAAACAGGAUAUAAAUAACAGAUUGAGGUUAAAAAUAUUUAUUGCUAUGGGAGGAUGGAGGAAGGGAAUACAACUUUAUCCAAAUACUUGUUUCGUUUCCAGAUAUAUAGUAAGAUCUUUAAUCUUAUUUAUGCUGGUGUAAUGUAAUACAUCAAAAAACCUUCUCCAAUUGUUCCAGGGGCACUGAAUCAUAACAGCUCUGGGUUGUCCAGUGUGAUUAAAGGAAGGUAGAAAUAGUUCUGUUCUUGCUGCCAAAAAUCUUGCUGAGAUUUAUUGAUGGAGUUUGUGGUGCCAAGAAUGCCAUGCCAAGUGCUCUGCUGCAGGAAGGCAAGUAGCCUCACUAAGUUAUUUCAUAGAAUGGUUUGCCAGGUUGGUCACAGCAAAUAAAAAAGACAUGAAUUCUGAAAUCUGUGUUUUCUUAUUGUUAGGACUCCUCUUUUGCAUAUUUGUCUGAUAGACACAUAUUUUGAAUUUUCUUUUGCAGUUCUUCCUAUUUCACAGGAUAGAUAGUUAUACUACUAAUUAAACCAAAGUAAGGUCUUCAUAUCCUUCACUCAGUGCAUGUAAUCUUGAAUUUUCAAGUACACUCCGUGAUUUAGUUGUCUGGUUUUAAAUUAUAAGUAGAAAUAUAGUGUAAUGGUAUCUUUUUAAAAAUCAGAUUUAGGUUAGCCUGUCAUUUGGGACUGUGUUUUAGUACCACCAGUAUAGUUGCUAUAUAGAUUAUUUAUUUCAGAUAGGGAGCCUAAAAUUAUGAAUAGUUACACUUCUGUAUUGUCUUGCAUUAGUUAUUUCAAAAGUAUCACUGAAACUAUGAUUCUACCAUGCUUCAAAAGUAUGGGGAUGUUAAUAAGCAGCAAUUACAAAAGAUUACUAUUAGCUGCUCACAGUAUAAAUAUUUCUUCAUGAUGCUGACAUGUGAGUGCCUGUAAAAGACGAGUGCUCCACUCUGCACUUCAGAAUGCACACAAAAAGAUUUCCCACUUCUUUCUCACUGAAGAGACGACUCGCUUUUUCAGUGUGAGCAAUAGUAGUAGCCUACCAGUCUGUCAUGCCAUGUGCAUGUGUUUGUGCUUUGAUUUGAGAAAUUGCUCUUGCAGUUUUUCCUGUUGGUUUGGCUGAACUGAACAAUGCUCUGUUGGGAGCAACGCAUGAUAGCGGGUGCCAGAGGCAUGAUCCUGAUCCCAUUUUAGUCAGUAAGAAUUUCACUACAGAAACUGAGGCUGGAUAAGGCCUUUUGUGUGAAUAAGUUCAGCCCAGUAAGUAGUUUCUUAUCCUAUAGUUAAGAAAGCUGCUCAUAAAGAUGCUGCUCUCAGCAGAUAUUUAUAAAUACAGGAUUUAAUAAUAUGGAAGCCAGACAUGCAAAUUUGAAUUUUUUUUGCAAAUCUGCAUAAGAACAUUCUAGACUGUGAGCUCAGACUUCUUAUGCCUCAGACAUCUCUAUUGCGAGCCUAACUUCACAAGAAGGUAGAUUGUCCUGAACAGAAUGCAAUGCAAAGGCACUUCCCAGUGUGCUAAAUGGCAAUUUGGGCAGUCCUGCUGUGCUGUGCCAUGUAGACUGUCCUGACACAGGCAUGGAUCCCAUAGGGAAAAGAAGAAAAGAGGUGGUCAUGUAAUUGAAGACUAUAUCAUAAAGCAAAGUAACCAGUGGGUGUAAUUAUGGUUGAACAUAAUUAUGCAUCUCCUAACCUUAUAUACUUUAAUUAUAGCACCUCCUAACUCUUUGUGUGCUUGCCUUGGAACUCAGUCUGGUGUAGCUGUGCUGGCCUACAAAACACACCAUGGUUGUGUGAGCUGUGUCCAUCUUACAGCUGAAGACAGUUACUUGGUUAAUGCAAGCAUCAGCGGAUUGUCUCUAAGCAUUUAACUUUUUAAAGCUAGUUAGUAAAGAAAUUUGGCAGUAGACUGUGAAGAAAGUAAAGCUCUUACUGAGGGCUUUGGCUGUCUUGUUUUUCUGGGGAAUGAAAGCUAUUCAGGAGGGCUCUGUAUACCAGCUGGGGAGCCCAGGAAUCUUGGAAGCUUCUUGGAGUGUCUGGAGCAGACAACAUCAUUUUGGAAAUUGUCCAAACCGUGUGUUGGAGCAAAACAGUGCCCAGCAGCCACAGUACCUCCUGACAGGACAGUCAGGUGGCAUGACAGGUUCCCUCCAGCAGUCUCUACAUGGGUGAUCUUCACAACUCUUGCCCCUACAUAUCUGUCCUUGCAGGAAAAACUCUUAGUCUUCUCUGAAACAAGCCAUGAUAAAAUGUGUGUCUUUCAUGUACACAAAUGACUCAAGGGUGCUGUCUUGUAAGGAAGCUGUCCAGCCAAGGGGAAAGCAGAGAAGCGUUCUACCCACAGCAAUGUUUUGCCCUUAAUGGAAGAAUUUGGCCUAACCCUCACACUCAUUUGAAAGCAUUUAACAGCGGUAGGCAGGGAGACAGACUACGACAAAUGCAUCUGGAUGAUAUAAUCUUCUGUCUCAGUCAUAUUUUGUUGAAUAACAGUAUCUUUGGAUCUCAGUGUCUUUACAAAAAAAACCUGCACUGAAAAAAUAGGAGAAAAUUACUUGAUAUCUUAAAGGGUCCUGAAAAUCCAGAUGCAUGAGAAAUAGCUGUACAACAAUACAUAGCUUAAAGCAACUUCCCUCUUCGCCCCCCCCCCCCCAUAAUUAUCUAACAAUGUGAAAGAUCACUGUGCUACCUCAGAUCACUGUUGAUGGGAACGGGAGGUACAAAGAUGCUUUAUUUGCUCUGCUGUGCAAUGACUGGACUGUGUGAUAAUGCUUAAGUAAUAAGACACUCCAAAGAGAACAGGUUGGGGGCUAUAGACGCACCACAAGCAGGACUGGCACAAAAGACAUCCCCAGGGACACAGCUUCAUUUCAGAUGGUUCUGUCUGGAGCUUGGCUCUGCUGCCCAGCCCUGUCCAAAGGCAGCCUAAGAGAAUAUUAUGAGAUGAAUAGAGGUAAUUGAUAUCUUUUUUUUUAAUUACAGUAUGUGUUUAGAGAUUGUAAAGAUCCACUAGUAAGCCAAGAAAUCUUCUACAAAAUUUUACUUACUAUCUUGCCCUAACUUUCUUCAGAGCAUUCACCAGUUUCUUAUGAAAGCGCAUCUUUUUCUGCCAGAUAAUCACAGCCAAAACCUUUCAGGCAGUAUCCAGCCAAAUGUUAAUGUUGUUAGAAACAGUAAUAAUUAUGCAAGCAGUCACUUCACUGGUCACUGAAGGUGAGUUCUGUAUUGAACCUGAAUACAAGCAGGCUAUUGUGGUUUUAGUGAAGAAGCGUGAAAUUGUACAAAAUUCCAAAAUUCCCUUCUGACCUCUAUAGUUAAAAAGGAGAUGAUGGUGACAAAACAGAGACCUUUGAAGGCUUUUGCCAUGUUGUAGAAAUGGGUGCAGAUCACAGUGUACUAAAUGAUGCACUCGCUGCCUGGAUGAAAGGUUUGUGCAUAGGGGGUAGGGGUAGUGCCACUCUGAGGAGCAUUUCUUUGUCUGAUGUACCUCAUUCAGACAGUGCCAGUGUAAUAAGAAACACUGCUACUUAGAUUUCCCCAUGAGGUUUCUUCCUCUCUGUGAUCUCAAACUUUGUUGCUAUAAUGACUUCUUUCCCCUCCUUCUCUUCUGCAAACUUCAUUGAGCCAUCAUUGGGAGCUUCUCUUCACAUAAGUGCCCUUUCUCUUGACUCUGAAUUAAUUAAGGGUGAAACUGGAACACUGACUCAUAGCAAAGGAGCCGAAUUCCUUUUUAGUAAUAGGCAAAGAAGGCCACAGGAACCCACUGCUUCCCUGCUGCAACAAUGCCUGCCUUUUGUGUGUCAUUCCCACAUUGAUCAUGUUAACUAAUGCCUCUUUAGACACUAAUUGCUGUAUUGAUGAGUCUGAAUUGGAUGGGUUUACUAUCUGGGGGCUUUUGGGGAGCCAAUCUCCAGAAAGGUGAAAGUGCUAAUUAUAUUCGAAAUUACUUUAAAGCUCUUAUCCUCCUUUUGCCAGCAUCCAUUCCCAUGGUAACAGGAGCAGGUACAGCAGCAUGCAGCCUAGCAGCGCUCAGAGCUCUUGGCUACAUCAGCAGUGGCUGUGGUUGGAAAGAUACUAUACAAACUGUGCAUACAGAUUUUCCGAGAUUCCAUAGGUUUCUUCACCACAAAUCUAAGUUAAAAUACCAAAAAAUGGUAUCCUAAAAAUGAAUUUCCUUCUUUAUGAACUGUAUUGGCUUUUUUAAGCUUUGAUUUUACCCUUAGGUGAGCUGGCAGGUCUUCUAAAGGCUAGUCUGCAGCCAGAGCGUCCAGGGGAUAUUCUGUCUGACUCAGCAACUGUCUUUUUUCCUGCAGCCCGCUGGGCUGAGAACAAUAGCUUUGCCACUACCUGACUCUUGGGCCUAGUCUGCUAGGCAAAUUUCAAAAAGGAAAUUCCCACCAGCACUUCGAGUGUGUCUGAAAUUGUAAACAGACUGUAUUUGGAAUGGUUUAUGUCACUGACUUGCAGUCAGCAUUAAACUUACUUAGGCUGCCAUCAGUUGCAGGAACUUCCUAUAUACUGAGGCUUUUAGCAUGUAAUUAUGAUAUUUCCCUCCACAUUGUAAAUGCGAAUCACUGAUGUUUUCUUUAUGAAGCAGCACAGAUUCCAGGCUGUGCUGAGCAAAGGCAAGCAUGACAUUUCCAUGCCCUGAAGUGAAGGUUCUAAAGUGAUCUCAGUGGAGUUGGAGCAAGAGAAAAUCUCAAGGUAUGCUGCUUUCUGUCUCAGUGAGCUUCACAGCUCAAAACCAGCUCCAGCAAGAACACUUCAACCGUGCUCAUCAACAACUCACUUCUAUAGAGAGUGUUAGGCUUUACAUAAAGGUUCCUCUAUAGGGUGUUUUUAAUUACAUCAUAAUUCAGUAAGGAUCAUAAGGAUUCUGUAGUAUAAAUUCCUUCUGGAAGUAUUAACAGCUAGGAAUAUUUUUUUUCUGUGAGUAGCACAGAUACAUUUUAAAAGAAAGUUCUUUCUCAGCUCCUACCUUUUUUUAUUUAAUCUAAAGAAAGUUUAUUCAAUCCUGCAGUUGAUACUAAAUUUCACUUCUGAGCAAGUCUGCUCUCUACAGCGAGAUUAUACCUAUCCUGUUUACUUAAAAGAAAUAAGAACAAUAGGGAAAUCAUAAAUAAUAUAUGGUGCCGUACAAUCUAAGGAGGAACUAGAUGAUUCUCAGCUUUGAGGAUCAGGGCACACACUUUAUUUAUUGAUGUCAAAUGUAGUACCUUAAAUAUUUGCAUGGUCUAUCAGGCAAGGGAAGUGAAGGGAAGGGAAGGAGAAGGAAAGGGGAAGGGGAAGGAAAGGGAAGCAAAGGAAAGGAAUAGAGUUUUUGAUGGCUAGCAAACUUGGGGGUAGGAGAAAGAUAAAGAGUUGUUGAUAAUGACAGUGCUGCUGUUAAUUUACUAACAAGUGACAUGGUUACUAACCACAAGUAGUCCCUGUAUUGGAGUGGUGGACAUGGUGGUUGCUGGGUUAACAGUUGGACUUGCUGAUCUUAGAGGUCUUUUCAAACCUUAAGGAUUCUAUGAUUUCCUUGGAUCCUUCCAGUUACAAAACCAAACCAUGUUAUUGAUUAUCAGAGUUCAAUAGAGUGUUUACGCAAAGACAACAGUGUGAGACUAAGACAUCUUGUGCCAUCCUCUUGUCCUCAUUUGGCUUAUUAUUGUUUUACUGAUGUCCUUAUACCUUUAUAUCUGGAGUUAAAGGCCCAUCAUGUUUCUCCUGUGUUUUUUAUUUGUCAUGUGGGACAUGUCUGUCUGAAAAAUAUUCCAGCCCAAUAGGAGUUGGAAUAAAGCAGAGGCUGGAUACUGCCUGAAAGUAGAAAAGAUGCCUGAAAGCAGAAAAAGAUGCGCUUUCAUAAGAAACUGGUGAGUGCUCUGAACAAAGUUAGUAAGUAAAAUUCUCUCCGUCAUAAUGCUUUAAAGACAUCUUCUGGGAAGAGAUACAUGGGAAAACCAAUUCUUAUAAAUCUCCUCUGCAUCUGACCAGACCUGCUACUGAGCCUGAUGUCCCAUCUCCGGAAAACUCAGAGAGUUCUCUGCAGUUGGAAAAGAUGCAGGCUAAAUGAGAGCAUAUAAUGUUUUACAUCCUGGCAGUGAGAUGGCUGUCAUCCAAAUUUUCCUCAGGGAGAAAUUUGGCAGAACUUUUUGACCCAUCACCUAGGGUAAACCAGGGAUAGCAUACUCGUAAAUGUCUACAAAAAGAAACAGCACAGUUAAGGAUGUUUACUUUAAUCAGGUUACACAGAAAUAACAAUGAUCUGAAAAACUGAAAGAAAAGCUGUUCUGAAUAUACAAUAGCAUGCUCUGCUCAUCUUCAAUUGCGUUCUGCAGGCUGGGCAAACAACUGGCGUCUGGAGAUGGGGAAUCUAAGAACACAGCAGGCCUGCAGACUGACGGGUCAGAGAAAAGGACUGUCCAGCUGGUCUGUGGGACACAUGAAAUUUACAUGCAGAAUGUCUAAUAAUUUGACUGACUUCAUUCUAAAUGUCUGUAUUUGAAAGCAGAACUCUUCUGAAGCAGAACUAGAGGAGACAGAAGGAAAAAGGUGGUAAAGCAGGAGGGAGAGCAGAGAAAAUUGUGUGAACAGCGAAUAUGAACGUGCUUUAGUGAAGAGGAAAAGCUUAUGGACAGGGUGGGAGAAGCUAGGACUAUUCCUAGCACAUGAUGCAAAUGGCUCAGAUUGAUACUUUGUAGAACCAUUUCCAUAUAUUGGCACUCAUGUUUAAAUACACUUUGCAGAAACAAAAUUAUGAAUGCUCUCUCUAAUAGCGUGUUCCAGUCAUACUGCAGCUUAUAUCUCACUGAAACACACUUCCCAUGUUUGGACUUGCCUUCAUUUGUACCUUCAGUAAUGAGGCCCUGGAGCUGUGCUCUGCUGACAACAAAACCAUUCACCUGGGCUGCUUCUGCCCUUGAGUUUGUCCCCACAUACUUCUAUUUAUACCCUUCAUGUGUCCUUGGCUGGAUGGCUUUUUGCACUUUUUAGAGGAAGCUGUGCAACCACCUGUUCUUAUUGACAAGCUAAAUUGGCAAAAUGUUUCUCAUAGGCCUGAGGCUGACUUAACAGGGAAGAAAACAGCAAAACACAAGCAUAUCGUGCCCUUCACCACCCCUGAGCAAUGAAGCACAGGGGUGCAAUGAAGCUCAGCCUGCUUACAAAAGCAGGCUUUUGUAAGGCAGGUGGCACAGCCAAAGUCCACACAGGGGCUGUGCCGGCCCUGGGAGUUCUGAAUGGCUUAAGAAAACAUGUAUGAUCACUUUUGCUGCUCUCCUGGUAAGCUAUUACCAUAAUGUUUAGAUGCCAUGAGCUUGCAAGUGUAGAAACUUAUCCGGUUUAUCAAGCUGAACUGUCUUUUAAAUUGAUUUAUCUCUUCUUGUUUCC